AAAUAAAGGGUAGAUAAUGUAUUUCGUACAAUGAAACUCCUGCUCUCGGGUGUAGAUUUCUUUCCCGUCCAGAUUAAACCCUAGCCAGCUUUCCCAUCUCAAAUUUGAACUCAUUGAUUCGAUAAUAAGCUUCGAUCCGAAGGAUCUCUGCAUCAUUUGACCUAUUUCCGCUUCGAUUAAUCUAACUUCUGCAGCAACCACAAGAUGAAAUUGAAUUUGUUUGCCUGCAAAAACAGAGUAAAAUAUAGUCGACUCGGAAAUUUCACGGUUUGAAGACUACGGGGGACUCGGCAAAGCACUUACGGGGGAGUUUCUUCUUUGUGAACAUUGUGCUGUUGUUUCUUUCGCACUACAGGAUAUUAGUUAGCAGUAGAAAAAGAUGCAUCAGAGAAGGCCUCAUGGAACCGACGGUUCAGAUUUUUCUUACCGAAUGGUUGUUGAUUCAAGAUAUACAAAAGUUGCAGAAGGGAAAGCUAAACUUAAAAGUUUGAUCACCAUUCAGGUUGUGGCUCAAAUUUUAGGAGCAGUCUGCACAUUUCUGUUGCCACCAAAGCAGGAGAUUUUCGUUAAAAUUGCUAUCAUAUCUAUCAUUAGUGGUUUCAUUUCUCUAAUGAGUGGAGAAAUAGGUCGAAGCCGUAGCAAAGCAACUUUGUUAAGGCUUUAUACCGUCGGAUCUUCAGUUGCAACUUUGCUUUCAGUUGUGUGUAUAGCGGCAAACAAUACCUUAUCAGAGGUUAUCCAAGAUCCAAGCGGCUGGACAUCCAAAAAAUUUGAACUUAUAGAGGCUGCUCGUGUGCUAUUUAGUGUAUUACUGCAGGUCGUUGUAGUAACUACAACGCUCGCACUGGUUAAGAACAUGUCCCCUCCCAAGAGAGCUUCUUAACCUUUCCAUUAUCUAUUUUUUUGAAUCUUUUCCAAUUUUGUCAUUUACCAAAAUUAGCAGGUAUAACAUUUGUAUCACACAAACAGCUUUAGUAAUGGAAGAAAAUAUUUCUUUUUCUG
This is a messenger RNA of Papaver somniferum (opium poppy), 1002 nucleotides long. RefSeq lists its product as uncharacterized. Lineage: Eukaryota; Viridiplantae; Streptophyta; Magnoliopsida; Ranunculales; Papaveraceae. Gene Ontology annotation, biological process: vesicle-mediated transport; endoplasmic reticulum organization. Gene Ontology annotation, cellular component: endoplasmic reticulum membrane. The coding region runs from base 380 to 883 and encodes 167 amino acids. The transcript is spliced from 9 exons. The record is from RefSeq and is a predicted model, not a curated record.